Messenger RNA from Toxoplasma gondii ME49, 4671 nucleotides. RefSeq names its product intraflagellar transport protein 172, putative. The transcript is spliced from 33 exons. The coding region runs from base 1 to 4671 and encodes 1556 amino acids. NCBI's taxonomy places the organism in Eukaryota, Apicomplexa, Conoidasida, Eucoccidiorida, Sarcocystidae. Gene Ontology annotation, molecular function: protein binding. The record is from RefSeq and is a predicted model, not a curated record. Gene Ontology annotation, biological process: intraciliary transport. Gene Ontology annotation, cellular component: intraciliary transport particle B; ciliary basal body; axoneme.
AUGCUGAUUGACCUCCGAGAAAAAGCUGCUGGGCAAUCUUUCAACGACGCGCUAGCGCUCAGUCCAGAUGCGAGCCGCGUGGCCGUCGCCCAAUCAGACAACAUGGUUGUCGUUUACCAUCUGGGACUGGCGAAGACAGACAAAAAGGUGGUUUACCGGAAGUUCCCAACUACUGCUCCCGUCGCCAGCGUCUUGUGGCCUUCCGACGUCGCCGACACGUUCUUCUACGGUCAAAUCGACGGACGAGUUCGCGUGGCGCACGUCGAUCUAAACAAAGCAGGCACUCUCUUUGACAGAAAAAGUCCACUAAUCUGCUUCGACUGCGAGAGGUCGGGGACGCUCCUCGCUACGGGGCAUGCAGACGGAUCGAUUCAACUAUGUUCUAUGAACGCCUCUACAAGUCGCGCUACAACGAGGGAAGUAUACAGAUUCCCCGUUUCUGUCACAGCAAUCAGCUGUACGGCUGCCUGCGUUGCAGCAGCUGCUCAAACAACCGAAAUUGCGCUGAUCAACCGCGAAGGAAAUCUUAUGCAGCUCAUUGACUUUCGUUCGAUGUCACCAUUCUCCAAAGAAAUUUCGUCUCUCGCUUUCCACCCGAGUGGCAGCUGCCUGGCUGUCGCUGCACGAGAGCACGUCCGAGCCGAUCGACUGUCGGAUGGAAAAUCAAUCACGCUCGAAGCUGCGAACGAGAAUGGAGAUGCACUCAAAAUCACUGAGUUUGUCGUCUACGAGAAUCGCUUUCUUGUCGCCUACACAACAGACAAGCAGUUGAUUUUGGCGGAUGUUGAACAACAGAAAGUAUCAACGAUCACGCCCACAUGGGCAGGUUCCACAAGGUUUGUCUUUGAUUCUCAAGGUGUCUGCCUCGCCCACCACAAAGAAGACACUGUUGCCGUGGUGGUCUUGGGAGAUUCAGAGAUCGCAGGGAACAUGUUUUUCUGGUGGAUAGUCUCACAAAGAUUCAGUCUGGGGGAGAGAAACUUGCGUGGAGAGACUCAUCACGAAAUCUCCAACUGUGGGACGUUGCAACCAGGACAGCUACUCUCUUGCUUCAUGACUGUACAGCUGCCGAGUUUCUGCCAGGAACAGAUGCUCUUCUCGGGCAACAGAACUUUUCUUCUCUCCAUUUGUGGUCGAGUGUACACCAACACUCUCAAGCAACACCUCUGCAAGCAGAUGGCGGUUCAAAUCCUGACAGACGUCGACGGGGCUUGGACUCAAGAGCUGAAGAACCACUGUCGCUCUGUCGCAGAGCACGCGCUCGCUGAUGGCUUUCUGGACGUUGCGCAGUUUUGCUACGCCAUUUUGGGAGAUCUCGCUCGAUCUCGGUUUCUGAGAAACGCCUCAAGGCCUGCAAAACACCCAGAGAAACGAGAGGAAUCUCACGAAGAAGACCCAUCUCAGGGACCUGGAGACACUCAGCGAGAAGCAGGGAAACCGUACCUGUUAAAAGCGAGGCUCGCAGUCUUCAACAAACAAUUCAGUGUGGCAGAAGCCAUCCUUUCAGAGAACCACGACGUGGACGAAGCCAUAGAAAUGUAUCGAAACUUGCACAUGUUCGACGCGAGUAUCCGCCUCGCUGUGCGGGAGAAUCGAGACGUGACGCAAAUGAAAGUUCAGUUCCAUCGAUGGCUGAUGGAGUCCGGGCAGGAAGAGAAGGCGGGAGAAGCAGCUUUGCGAAAUGGCAAAGACCCCGAACUGGCUGUAAAAUGUUUCAUGGACGGCGGCUUGCCGUUCAAGGCUGCGGGGGCAAUCGCAUCGAACGAGCAAGUUUCUUUUUCUCCAACUCUCCUCGCGAGCGUCGCUGCAGCUCUAAGUGCAUGCAAACUGCACGAAAGAGCGGGGGACAUCUUCCGGAGACUCGGCGACACAGAAAAAGCUGUUGCGGCCUAUCGCAAAGGAGCUUCCUUCAAGAAGGCGGUGGAGCUCUCGCGAGAAUUCCGGCCUGCUGCUGUCGCGGAAAUUGAGGAAGAGUGGGGAGAUUGGCUGCUAGAGAGACACGAGCCAGAGGCUGCGACACUCCACUUUGUCGAGGCUGGAUGUACAAGGAAAGCUGUGCAAGCGUGUUUGAGAGCAAAGCAGUGGAAAAAAGCUUUCCACUUUCUUCAAGAACUGAGAACGAGAGAGGGUGAGGAAGCGGCGAGACCGUAUCUCCUUGACUUGGCCGAAACGUUCACCGCAAUUGGAAAUCUAUCGGAAGCCCAAUGCUGCUUCGUCCAGGCUGGCAGCUGCGGAAAGGCAGUCCGCGUCUAUGUGGACGCUGGGCUCACAGAUCGAGGCUUGCAGCUAGCAGCCGAAUAUCUGUCGGAGGCAGAGCGCAAGACAGUCGUCGAGGAGAUUGCACAAUCACUUGAAGAAAAAGGAAAGCUGGUGGAAGCAGAACAAGCGUACGCCUCCAUUCACGAGUUUGACAAAAUCAUAGCCUUGCUCCGUCGACACGGACAUAUCGACGAAAUGCUCCAACGCGUUUCUCUAUAUCGACCAGAGCUGGUAGAAGAGACUCACAGAGAACUUGGGGAGGAGAUGGAGGCGUCAGGGAACCUCGAGGCGGCCGAACAGCUUUACACUCGUGGCGGCCUGUGGAGGCUUGCCGUGGAGAUGUACAGACAGCUGUGGAAGUGGAGCGACGCCGUACGAGUUGCCAGAGCAGAAGGCAAGGAAGCGUACAAGGAAGUAGUGAAACAUCUUGCCCGACAGCUAGUCGCUGAAAAGGGGACUGCGGCGGCUUGUCAGAACGACCUUGCAGAGGAUGCAGUCGAGCUGGCUCUGGACGCUGGGGACUUUUCUUUGUCCCUCAAAAUCGCCGAAGAAUCUGCAAAGCACAUGCUGGAAACGGUGAACCUCAGACAAGCAGCCGAGAGCGAAGAAAAAGGAGAUUUUUCUUCGGCAGAGCGACACUUUGUGCUGGCCGGCAAAGCGUCGGAGGCCAUUGAGAUGUACAGACACCUGAAAGACUGGAAAUCAGCCAUUCGCGUUGCUUCUGCCCACGCGCCUGACGCCGUUCCCGACAUUCUCGUCUCCCAAGCAAGAGCUCUAGCAAACGAAGGCGGCAUGAAAGAAGCAGAGGCGCUGUAUGUCGAAGCUGGAAGAGCUGACUUGGCGGUGGCCAUGUAUCUAUCGCAUGGAAUGAAGGUGGAAGCCGUCGCUGCCAGCAGAGAGCACUGCCCUCAGCUUCUGCCCGAACUCGUGAAGAAAACCUCCUGCGGAGGAGAGCCCAGAAAUGCGGCAGAACUCAUUGAACUCGCAAAUGCGUACGAAGCAGCAGGAGAAGUGGAUGCUGCUAUCGAUAUCUGCUGUCGAGCAAAGUCCUCGGUGGUGCCUGACAGUUUCCUCUUGAAGAAAAUCUGGUUCACAGCUGUGAAGUUGGCCGAAGCUAAAGCAGCGCAUCGUGUGAAAGAAGUCUCUGGCGAAGUAGCGAGGAAGACGUUGGACUUCUCCGGUCCUUCGCUCGAAGUCGCGAGGCUCUUCCACGCAGGCGGCUCCCCUUCUGAAGCCGUGAAAUGCCUGGUGGCAUGCGAAGAGUGGGCGAAGGCUCGGGAAGUCGCCGCAGGAGUUCCGGACCUUGUUUCGUUCGUGGAAGAAGCUCACAGGCAAAAGUUGAUUUCUUCGAGAGACCUUGAGGCCCUCCUUGCUCUGGGAGAUACUUCAUCAGUCACAGAAAUCGCUGCUUCAGAGGGAGCUUGGAAAAACGUCCUGCUUGUGGCGCAGAAAAACGCACCUCAAACAGUACCCGAAAUCCUCAACGCCUACUGCACGACGCUGCUUGGAGAAGGUCGAGAAGAAGAGGCGGCAGAUGUCUUUCUCCAGUUCACAAACUCUCUCGACAGAGAGGAAAGCCUUGCGCUUUGCGGAGAGAUUGCCCGAUCCCUUUUCGCCGUGCAAGCAAAGGCGGAAGACAGAAGAAGGCACCUUCUCUCGGUGAAACGCCUGCUGCGGAUGCGAGUCUCAGCAGAACGUGGAGACAACAAACCUCCAGAGCUCUGCAUCGGAGCUGUGGCGAACGCGGCAGAACCAAUUGAGGAAAUCGAGAAACAAAUGAGAAAAUGCCUCCUCGUCUCUCACUAUUUACUUGUGCUAGAUACUGUAGAAAACCACAGUCAAGAAGGUCUGUCACAAACCGCUGCAAGAACUGCUGUUGCCCUUUUGAGAUACGCAAAGGAAAUCCGAUCUGACGAAGCAUUCUACCGUGCUGGGCAACUCUGCAAGAAAGCGGGGUGGACGGGCAUGGCGUUCUUCUUCUGGAACCGUUUUCUCGACAUUGCGGACGCGAUCGACGAUGGCAGCAAGUCACUUCCCUCCGCCGACUUUGAGAUUUCCGACAUCCCCUCUCCAGAGGACCUUUGUGUGCCGGGCUCUCAUUGCAUGCCUAGCGCAGAAGUCGAGGAAACUCGAGAAUGCGUCCUGGCGUGGAGCGUUGACAGAUCUGUCUCUCCAGCUCUCAACAAAAGAUCCUGUCGAGCAUGCGGCUUUUCGCGGUACGAGGCAACUCUGUCUUGCCCGAAGUGCCUUGAGACCGAUGAGCAGUGCGUCGUUACAGGAUAUCCAGUAGAAAGAGACUCUGCUGUAAAAUGCUCUUCGUGUCACAGUGCUGCAAAUCGCACAGACUGGCAUGCGUUUAUCCGCCUCACGAAAAAAUGUCCUUGGUGUGAAAGCCCCCAAGAAGUCAGGUGA